AUGGAUUCUGGACCACGGCUGACCAGCGUUUUCACUUUGCUCUUCUCCGGCUUGUGGCAUUUAGGAUUAGCAGCGGCAAAUUACAACUGUGAUGACCCGUUAGCAUCCUUGCUCUCUCCAAUGGCUUUUUCCAGCUCCUCAGACCUCACUGGGACUCACAGCCCAGCUCAGCUCAACCGAAGAGUUGGAACUGGCGGUUGGUCCCCAGCGGAUUCCAAUGCUCAGCAGUGGCUCCAGAUGGACCUGGGAAACAGAGUGGAGAUUACAGCAGUGGCCACGCAGGGAAGAUACGGCAGCUCUGACUGGGUGACGAGCUACAGCCUGAUGUUCAGUGACACAGGACGCAACUGGAAACAGUACAAGCAAGAAGACAGCAUCUGGACGUUCGCAGGAAACGUGAACGCUGACAGUGUGACGCACCACAAGUUACUCCAUUCCGUGAGAGCCCGGUUCAUUCGCUUCGUCCCCCUGCAGUGGAAUCCAAGCGGAAAGAUUGGCAUGAGAGUUGAAGUCUACGGAUGCUCCUAUAAAUCCGACGUUGCUGACUUUGAUGGCCGAAGCUCCCUGCUCUACAGGUUCAAUCAGAAGCUGAUGAGUACUCUCAAAGAUGUGAUUUCCCUGAAGUUCAAGAGCAUGCAAGGAGAUGGGGUCCUCUUCCAUGGAGAAGGACAACGGGGAGACCACAUCACCCUGGAGCUCCAGAGAGGGAGGCUCGCCCUGCACCUCAACUUGGAUGACAGCAAGCCUCGUCCCAGCAGCAGCGCACCCUCGGCCACCCUGGGGAGCCUCCUGGAUGACCAGCACUGGCACUCCGUCCUCCUGGAGCGAGCUGGCAAGCUCGUGAACUUCACCGUGGACAGGCACACCCAGCACUUCCGCACCAGGGGCGAGGCGGAUGCCUUGGACAUCGACUACGAGCUUAGUUUUGGAGGAAUUCCAGUACCAGGCAAACCUGGGACCUUUUUAAAGAAAAACUUCCAUGGAUGUAUUGAAAACCUUUACUACAAUGGAGUAAACAUAAUUGACCUGGCUAAAAGGCGAAAGCAUCAGAUCUAUACUGUGGGCAAUGUCACUUUCUCCUGCUCCGAACCACAAAUUGUUCCCAUCACAUUUGUCAACUCCAGUAGCAGUUAUUUGCUGUUGCCUGGUACUCCCCAAAUUGAUGGGCUCUCAGUGAGUUUCCAGUUUCGAACCUGGAACAAAGAUGGUCUCCUUCUGUCUACAAUGCUUUCUGAGGGUUCGGGGACCCUGCUGCUGAGUCUGGAGGACGGAAUCCUGAGACUCGUGAUUCAGAAAACGACAGGACGUGCAGCUGAAAUCCUCACAGGAAGGGACUUGAAUGACGGCCUGUGGCAUUCGGUUAGCAUCAAUGCCAGAAGGAACCGCAUCACUCUCACACUGGAUAACGAUGCAGCAUCCCCGGCUCAGGACACCAGCAGGAUGCAGAUUUAUUCUGGAAAUCGCUACUACUUUGGAGGGUGCCCUGACAAUCUCACCGAUUCCCAAUGUUUAAAUCCCAUUAAGGCUUUCCAAGGCUGCAUGAGGCUCAUCUUUAUUGAUAACCAGCCCAAGGACCUCAUUUCAGUUCAGCAAGGUUCCCUGGGGAAUUUUAGUGAUUUACACAUUGAUCUGUGUAGCAUCAAAGACAGGUGCUUGCCAAACUACUGCGAGCACGGAGGAAGCUGCUCCCAGUCCUGGACGGCCUUCGGCUGUAACUGCAGCGGCACAGGCUACGUCGGGGCCACCUGCCAUGACUCCCUCUACGAGCAGUCCUGCGAGGUGUACAGGCACCGAGGCAACACCGCGGGCUUCUUCUACGUCGACUCCGACGGCAGCGGGCCCCUGGGGCCUUUCCGGGUGUUCUGCAACAUCACAGAGGACAAGAUCUGGACGUUGAUGCAGCACAACAACACAGAACUGACCCGUGUGCGAGGCGCCAACCCUGAGAAGCCCUACUCCAUGACCUUGGACUAUGGGGGCAGCCUGGAGCAGCUGGGGGCAGUGAUCGACGGCUCCGAGUACUGUGAGCAGGAGGUAGCCUACCACUGCAGGAGGUCGCGGCUGCUCAACACUCCAGAUGGGACUCCAUUGACCUGGUGGAUCGGGCGGUCCAAUGAAAGGCAGCCCUACUGGGGAGGCGCCCCUCCCGGAGUUCAGCAAUGCGACUGCGGCCUGGAUGAGAGCUGCCUGGACAUUCGACACUUUUGCAAUUGUGACGCUGACAAGGAUGAAUGGACAAAUGAUACUGGUUUUCUUUCCUUCAAAGACCACUUGCCUGUCACUCAGAUAGUUAUCACUGAUACGGACAGAACAAACUCAGAAGCAGCUUGGAGAAUUGGUCCCUUGCGUUGCUAUGGCGACCGACACUUUUGGAAUGCCGUAUCAUUUUAUACAGAAGCCUCUUACCUCCACUUUCCUACCUUCCACGCGGAAUUCAGUGCUGACAUUUCCUUCUUUUUUAAAACCACGGCUUUAUCUGGAGUUUUCCUAGAAAACCUUGGCAUUAAAGAUUUCAUCCGACUGGAAAUAAGCUCUCCUUCUGAGAUCACUUUUGCCAUUGAUGUUGGAAAUGGUCCCACAGAGCUCAUAGUCCAUUCUCCUUCUCCUCUGAAUGACAACCAAUGGCAUUACGUCCGGGCCGAGAGGAACCUCAAGGAGACCUCACUCCAAGUGGACAACCUCCCGAGGAUGACCAGGGAGGCCUCAGAAGAGGGCCAUUUCCGGUUACAGCUCAACAGCCAGCUGUUUGUAGGGGGAACAUCAUCAAGACAGAAAGGCUUCCUAGGAUGCAUACGCUCCUUACACUUGAAUGGGCAAAAGCUGGACCUGGAGGAGAGGGCGAAGGUCACGUCUGGAGUUCGGCCAGGAUGCCCGGGCCAUUGCAGCAGUUAUGGUAGCAUCUGCCACAAUGGGGGCAAGUGUGUGGAGAAGCACAGUGGAUACUUCUGCGACUGCACCAGUUCACCAUAUGAAGGACCCUUUUGCAAAAAAGAGGUUUCUGCUGUUUUUGAGGCCGGCACGUCAGUGACUUACAUGUUUCAAGAACCCUACCCGGUGACCAAGAAUGUGAGCCUCUCUUCCUCAGCGAUUUACGCGGAUGCAGCCCUAUCCAAAGAACACAUUGCACUGAGCUUUGUGACAGCCCAGGCACCCAGCCUCCUGCUGUAUAUCAAUUCUUCUUCUCAGGACUUCCUGGCUGUCCUGCUCUGCAAGAAUGGAAGCUUACAAGUUCGCUACCAGCUAAACAAGGAAGAAACCCAUGUAUUCACCAUCAAUACAGAGAACUUUGCCAACAGAAGACUGCAUCACUUGAAGAUUAACAGAGAGGGCAGAGGGCUUACCAUUCAGAUGGAUCAGCAACUCCGACUCAGUUAUAACUUCUCCCCAGAAGUCGAAUUCAGAGCUAUCAGGUCCCUCACCUUGGGCAAAGUCACAGAGACUCUUGGAUUGGAUGCUGAAGUUGCUAAAGCCAACGCCCUGGGUUUUGUUGGGUGUCUGGCCUCAGUCCAGUACAACCAUAUUACGCCACUGAAGGCAGCCCUGCGCCAUUCUACCGCUGCACCUGUAACCAUCCAAGGGGUCUUGACAGAAUCCAGCUGUGCCUCUCUGAUGGAUUCGGAUGUGAAUGCCGUAACCACGGUGCAUUCCUCAUCAGAUCUUUUUGGGAAGACAGAUGAGCGGGAACCACUCACCAACGCAGUGCGAAGUGACUCAGCCGUCAUUGGAGGAGUAAUAGCAGUGGUGAUAUUCAUCAUCUUCUCGAUCGUUGGCAUCAUGAGCCGCUUCCUUUACCAGCAAAAGCAGUCACAUCGCACCAACCAGAUGAAGGAGAAGGAAUAUCCAGAAAAUUUGGACAGUUCCUUUAGAAAUGACAUUGAUUUGCAAAACACAGUGAGCGAGUGUAAGCGGGAAUAUUUCAUCUGAAAAAC
Molecule: messenger RNA, 3929 nt
Organism: Dama dama (fallow deer)
Lineage: Eukaryota; Metazoa; Chordata; Mammalia; Artiodactyla; Cervidae
Gene: CNTNAP5
Product: contactin associated protein family member 5
Exons: 24
Coding region: 1-3924 (1307 amino acids)
Source: RefSeq, a predicted model, not a curated record